CCUAUUGUAAUCCGCGUAAUCCUAUUGGCUCAUGCGGUAUUCCAUGAGUCUUUCCCACCUCCUGCAUUAGAUGCCCGUCGGAAAGACAAGUUGGAAAAUUUUCCUAAGUUGUCAGCCAGCGUCAGACUCGAUGAUCAUUUGGUGAUGAUGCCCUUGGUGUCGGGGCAUGUGUCUAUCUGCCCUUUGGAAACACAAAAACAGAAAUGAGUAAAGACGAUGCAAGGAUCGAAAUGGACCUGGUAUGUGCUUUCGGAACAGCCAAGCCCUACGGGUCCUCAAGAAGCAUCGUAAGAAGAAUAGCCACUAGUCUUCCACUUAAACCUUGCCCCAGGGUGCAUUUUCAGCUUUAUCCUUACUCUGACAACGCUGGGAUCCUGAUUAGUGCCAGGAGGCCUAACGGUUUGGUGGCCUCUCUGGCUGAUAUCGCUUGGAUCGACAGGGAUGAGGACGACGAUGAAGACUUCUUUAGCGGCCACAGGUCAGGGGUCCCACCAGGAUUCAUGUUUCGAGCCCAGGAGCCUCAUCCUCAGAGACAAUCCUUAACCCACCAAAGAUCACUGCCAAGCGUGCAUGAGGAGACUCCGGAUCCUGAGGAGACUCCGGAUCCAAAGGGGCCAACAAUCGCCAACGAUGAGGCCAUUCAGAAGAUCAGUGCACUGGAGACAGAACUUGCCAAACUCCGAGCUCAGAUAGCCCAAAUCGUACUGGCUCAGGAAAAGAGCGCACAGCCAGCUGCUACCACAGGGAUAUCUCCACCUCCCCCUCCACCCUCUGGCACCCUGCCUCCCCCACCACCACCACCUCCUCCACCACCGCCACCACCACCCCCAGGUCUCGAGCGGACAUUUUCUGCCAUUGACCUGAUAAAGGAACGCAGAGGGCAGAAAACAGAUGGACAGACUCUUUUAAAUACAAAGCAAGCAGAAGUCCCCAGCAUGCUCGACGUCCUGAAAGACAUGAACAAAGUCAAAUUGCGAUCAGUCAAAAGUCGUCCAGUGGAAGAUGAUGCCAAAGUGAAGUCCAACGAGCCGGCCGACGCUGCAUCACUCAUCGCAGAGGCCCUGAAACGCAAGUUCGCCCACCGGUAUCGACACGACAGUGAACAUGAAGACAAGGAGGAAUUCAAAGUUCCUGUUCGAGACGUGAAACCUCAAAGCAAUACUCCUCUGUUUGGGCAGCACAUGUUGAAACAAACUGGAAAAAGGAAGUUGAUCUGAACAGAUUAUCUUGAACUCCAGAUGUAUCGUGGACACUUUGAAAGUGCCUUAUGAACACCAGCAGUUUCUGUGGAAAUGCAAGGAAUUAUGCUUGAGCUAGACGACAGAGUCAUCUCAUAGUGUUGCAUCCGAUGAUCAUCUUGACCGUCUGUUUUUUGCACUUUUAUAACUUAUAUUAGCUUUCUGUUUUACAAAUUAUUCUUUAUUUUCGUUUAACUGGAUGUCUCGUGUUUUUCUGUGUUGAAUAGUUUAUAUUUCUGCUCAUCGCUGUCCAGAGUUAGACAGAGCUUGUUGAAACAACACUACAGAAUCGUUAAAUAAAAAUAUGGUUUUAUUGUUCAAUCAUUACUUAGGCUUUUGUUAAACAUGUUGCACAUGACAUCGUUGGUCAUUCACGUUUUUAAGGGUUCUGUGAAAGCUGAGUUCUUCUGCCACAGAAGAAAGGGAGCACUUUCUUACUCAUGGAACAUUGUGCCGUGUUGUUUAUAAAUGUAUGAUGACCUGUAGACUAAUUUAUGUUUGGGAUUAUUUUAUUUAUGUUUAAGUAGAUAAUUAAGAGUUUAACACAGGUAAUUAUGCAGUAGUUUUUUUAAUUAUUAAUUAUUUCCAGGUGGGUUUAAAACAUAUCUACUUUAUUUGUUAAGUCUGUGCAAGUUGUGUCUCAGUUGCCAGUCUUGAAACAGGACACUAUUUGUCUCUUUUACUAUGAUCCGUGUUUUAAAGCCAAAGACAUUCCAGUGACGCUCUGCGAAAUUAUGUCUUUCACUGCCAAAUAUUUGCCUUUUCACAUUUUAGGAUGUUUAAAUAAGGAGAACCACAUUCACACAUAAAUUCAUGUUUUCUAGAUUGUUGACGGUACAGGUACAUGUGCAAUGUUUUGCCUAAUCAGUACCUCUUUUGAUAAUUUGCUCUUCUCAGAUCACUUACAACUCACACCACUAAAGAAAUACCGCACACACACACACAACACAUACUGUAUGGACAACAUAUUUUAGUCAUGGGUUCUAAGGCACCUGCUGUUUAGUAUCCCAAAGGUUAAUAAAUUAUUCUUUUUUGCCAGUAAUUACCACAUUUCAUGCCUCAGUUUGAACAUGUCAGAACAUGCAGACUCCUCGGGGGUUAUGUAACGUUUUUAGGCAGUAUUUUUGUUCAGAUUGACACGAUUACACGCUGUUUCCAUUUUUCCAUUCACUAUGCCAGUGCAGUUGCUGCUUCAAGACAACUCUAGUAUUACCUCCUAAGUGAACAGGUGUGUCUAGUAAUUGAUUUAAAUGUAUUAUUCCUAGAUUUUGUACAAAAAGUUGUCUUCCAUAAGAAUUGUCAAAUCUUUAAAUAAAAGUUUAGUCUGCCUGAC
This is a messenger RNA of Larimichthys crocea (large yellow croaker), 2571 nucleotides long. It is a transcript of the gene mtfr1, whose product is annotated as mitochondrial fission regulator 1. The record is from RefSeq and is a predicted model, not a curated record. The transcript is spliced from 8 exons. The coding region runs from base 204 to 1217 and encodes 337 amino acids. Gene Ontology annotation, biological process: aerobic respiration; mitochondrial fission. NCBI's taxonomy places the organism in Eukaryota, Metazoa, Chordata, Actinopteri, Sciaenidae. Gene Ontology annotation, cellular component: mitochondrion.